Lucilia cuprina (Australian sheep blowfly) is the source of this 1432-nucleotide messenger RNA. It is a transcript of the gene inaF-D, whose product is annotated as COPII coat assembly protein SEC16. NCBI's taxonomy places the organism in Eukaryota, Metazoa, Arthropoda, Insecta, Diptera, Calliphoridae. The record is from RefSeq and is a predicted model, not a curated record. Bases 287 to 1327 code for a protein of 346 amino acids. The transcript has 2 exons.
CAAUAAAUUUUAAUAAAAAAAACAUAAAAAGUAAUUUGUAAUUAAAUGCAUUUAUAAACUAAAAAGAAUUGACAAAAAAACCAAAGCCCAACCAAAUAACAAUAAAACUCAAAAAAAUACAAACAAGGAAUUUAACAUAUCAAAAACCUUGGAACGUCAAAAUUAAUUUGCUACUACUACCACACGGUCUUCUCUUUUUUUUACAAAAUACAAAAAAAAAUAAACAAAAUUUAUUAUUAAUAAAAUUUUUUAAAUCAAACGUAUAAAUAAAUAAACGUCAAUAAAGAUGAAUUCUAAAGUGGGUUCGUUAGAGGAAAAAGUUAAAUUACCGCCUACGGAAACUAUCAGUCGCUGCUAUCAGCCGCAGGGCAAUCGUAAGGUCAUUCGCAUUUUAACGGUAGCAGUUUAUGUUCUAUGUGUGUCUCUGGCAGCCAUAAUGUUGUCUUUAUAUUAUAUAUUCAUAUGGGAUCCAACGAUACGCCCAUUUGUUACAAAAAAUAAUAAUUGUGACAAAAUUGUGAUACCCGAAAAAAUCGCCAUACGUUUAAUCAAUUCAUCCGAAGUAACCGCCGAACAAUUCUAUAAACACAUCCUCGAACAAUAUCGUAUACUAAAUCAACUGCAACAGCAGCGUCAACAAUUUCUACAGAAACAACACAUACAACUGCAACAAUUGGCAGCAACGGGCAAUAAAUUCCAAGAGAUAUUCGCAACAGCGACAAUAAUACAAUCAAAUCCUAAAGAUCGCAUCAAUAAACCGGUAACACCAACCAACGGUACAUUCCUGCUUGAUCCAGCAAGGCAACCACCACCACCACCGCCGCCAGAACUCGCCGAAUUACCCACACUUAACGAACCCGAACGAAUUCCUUUGGGCAUAGAGAAAGAAACGACAGUUUUGCGGCCCAUAGAAACACUACCCAUUCUGGAUACAUCACCCGUGUAUGGUACCAAAAGGAAAACACAUCGCAAACACUAUCAACAUCAUCGUCGGAAUCAACGUAAUCAUCAGAAACUUAAGGAAUUGGAUGAAGAGGAAAAUCUAGAGGAUAAAAUAACGGAAGAGAAAUACAAGGAGGCUGCUUUAAAUCCACCCACAUCAAUAAUACAGGAACCUCUUUACACCUCAAUACCCAUUCCCUUGAUAUUGAAUUCAAAAGAAGACAAAAGACCCCAUCACAGUCAUGGCCACAAUGGUCAUGGUCACAUGGAGAAACGUACCAAAGCUUUGGCGCGUAAACGCAUAACAGCGCCUUCCGUUUCUGGCUACGAUACAAAAUCAUAUUUGAAUCCAUUUCUAAAUGGUGAAUUAAUAUUUGAGAAAUAAAUUCUUGCAAUAAUAAAAUUUAAGGAAUUGAGUUUAAGCUAAACCACUUUUUUUUGGAAAACUAUUUAUGUAUGAAUGUGCGUAACAACAACAAAAAAAAACAUU